This is a messenger RNA of Effrenium voratum, 4386 nucleotides long. The record is from the annotation of a GenBank genome assembly. Lineage: Eukaryota; Dinophyceae; Suessiales; Symbiodiniaceae.
AUGAGCCGGAGCUCGGCCGCUCGUGAGCUGGUUGAAAUCCGUCAGCGGCUUGCCGGGCUCCAGGACGAGGUAGCAAGCCUUGCCGACCGAGUGACUGCUUUAGAGCUGGCCUCUGAGUUUGAGCUCGUGCUGCCCGCCGAGGAAGCUGCCGAAAGCCCCCGUAGUACCAGUGCUGCAUCAUCCCACGCCCCUGUGAGCACGGAGCGGCGAUUGGCCGCAGCAAGGUCCAUUGGGUUGUUCUGGGUUCGCUGCCUGAAGGGCAGAGCCAGGGGCCCAUCGGGUCGCGACUCGAUCCCCCUGCCCAGUGUGAUCUACGUGUGUGUGCGAGACAUCAACGGCCAUAAGCGUUCGCCCGUUAAAGUGUUCCAGAGCUUUGCCCAGCUGGUCCCGUGGGUCGGCAAGCGCGGAGAGUUCGGGGAUUCGGUGUUCACCGGUUUCCCCUCCGAGUGGGAGGCCCGUGCUGCCGUCACUGCUGCCGGCCUUGAGACCAUUGCCCGGCGUGUAGUGCCCCUGCAAUUGUUCAGCCGACCGUCCGUGGCCACAGUUCGGGGCGCCUCGCCAGAGAAUCGUGACCAGCCGUUGCCCGACCUGUCACUGCGUGUUUGGGUCGCCGUCGACUUCUCGUUUGCAGAGCAAGAGGGAGCUGCCGAGGUCCUCCCAUUUGCUGGAGACCUAGUCAGGUUCGCCGAAGAGCUUUACCCUGACCUGUUCCUCAGCGCCGACAGUGCCGGUGCUGAGAAGCCGCAGGGUCCUCCGCCAUCAGGACCCGCUGCCGCCGUGUCUGGGUUGCCGCUGCCCGGAUUAGAUUCUGCAGUCGUCAACGCAGCCAUUGCUGCUGGCAUCAGCCGCGAGCAUCUGGCAGAGAUGAGCGCACUCAUCCAAAAGCGACCUGGGAAGCUGGGCGACAUCCCAGCCCCAGCGGCAAAGAGGCCGCCUCCGGGCCUAGCCGCCCAUGCCGACCCUCUGUCAGCAAGUGCCAGCGAGGAGGAGGAGCCGGAGCCCGCCAAGGGCGUGGACCCGGUUGCAAAGGCUCUGAGCAAGUUGACCGAGAUUGCGGACGCUCUUGCAUCGAACAGAAAGCAGGAGAGAGGCUUGCAAGCCAUCCUCGAGGGCGCCGGGAGCAACAGCAGCCACGGGGAGGGCGCCUCUGGAUCUGCCGGGCGGCGGAAUGCCGUGGCCUUGCAGCAACUCAGGGCUGCCCUGUCAUCUCAGCCUGCCUACAUCUACGAGCGCAUCGAGGCAAACCUCCGGGCCGAUUUCAAUCUGGCCCGUCAGUUGCCGGGCUCGAGUGCAGUGCCUGUGUCCGCCAGGGCGUGGCUGGAGCUCCGCUCCAAAGUGCAGCCCUAUCAGACCAACAUACGCUUCAUUUGGGGAAUAGCGGGGGUUUGGGAUUGUCUCAUGAACGAGGAGUAUGCCCAAGCCCGAGCCAGGUGUGCGUUGUUGGUUGCUCAGGGGGACCAGCUAGCUGUGGAUCGAGGCUCGUGGGUUCUCGCAGGCGAGCUCUUGCUCGAGGAGAGUCCUCCUUUCUCGGCGUUCAAUCAUCACCGUCUCCCGGAGGGGUCCGAGACACCGUUCACAAAGCUCGCAGAGCCUGUGUGGCUGGACCUGUUGUUGUGGAAGCUGAAGGAGAUCGAGGACUUCCUCGACAAGAGGAAGAAACUCUCCCAGCGUGCCAAGCCUCAUGGAGAGCAGCCCAACCCCGAACAGAUCAAGCCUCGGGGAGACACACGCCCUCCCAAGCCAAAGGGGAAGGGCAAGGGCCCAGGGAGCCAGCCAUUGGCCCCCGAGCCAGCCGCCGCAGUGCGGGACCCCAGGAGCUCUGUGGCCCAUGCCGCUGCCUUACUUGUUGGGCCGAAGUUCACACUUGACAUGGGGCGAUCGGCCUCAAAGUUUGAAACCGUUGAAUUCAGCGUGGAAGCCUUGCACCGAGCAGCAUGCGGCACACGACUCGCCGGCACAUACGCUCGCCAUGGAGGAGAUGCCCCGGCAUGCAUUGCGGCGCCCUGCGUGGACAAGGCUGCUCUCCCCAGCCCGCGCUUGGGAGCGGUCAAAAGGAACGCUCGACGCCAGGAGUUCAGCCUCAGCACAAAGCGGCGCUGCGCCGGCCCGAGCCCUGUAAAGCUUGGCAAUCAGCUGGCAGUGUGGGUCGCCGCAUUCAUGACACAAGCCUUGCACCUGGGUAUUGUUUUCUCCUGGCUCAGCUUCAUGUGGGAUUUGCACGAGUUUCAGCAGCUGGCUUGUUCCGCCAGCGUUGGUUGGUUCACGGUGGAUCAGUGUAGGCAGGACCUGCUGUUGCCCACGGACUUGCUCUCUUUCGACAAGCCGAUCCUUUUCUUCAGGAUUGAAAAGGCGGGUUACGUGGUGGUGGAGCUGUGCAUGCCUACCACUCGGGCAUGCCUCUCGUUGACCUGCUGUGGACGGAAGCGCGCCACCUUUCCAAGCUGCUGCGGCUUCAGGGCGGCGGAAGCGGUGCGCAGCACGAGCCAUUUGGAGAACUGCGCGCUGAGAGCGCAGAGUCUGCGGGUGUCCUACUCCGAGCCAGGCACCAAUCACAACGGCGAGUUCGACUUCAUCCACAUUGCAUCCUGGAACGGGCUAAAGCUUGCCUCCAAGUUCUACGGCGAGCUUGGUGAGUGCCAGGUUGACUACUCCGUGAUGUGCAAGGGCACAUCCGUGUACCUGAAUGUGGAGGAUUCCUGCAAGGAGCGGAGCGACACCAGGUCCUUCACCAUGGGGAUGAGCAGGCAGACAGAGCUGCAUAAAGCUGGCGAGAGCCUCCUUCCCUCCUUGUCGCAUCCUCUGCGCCGCGCACGAGACAUGAACCUAAAGGUCUACCUGCCGCGGCGGACGGUGAGGUUGUUCACGGAGGGCUCAAAGGUGGUCUUCCAGCUGAUUUCCACCCCCACGCUCCAGGAGCAGCUGGAGGACCCCACUAAGAUGAUCUUCUUCGCCCGCGUGCCAAAGCUCGCGAGCUGCUUGCCGCAGCGCCGCGACAGACUCUUCCAGUCGAACCUGCACAACGGCAGUUACAGCGCGCAGCAGUGCGCGGCCUGCCACAAUUUGUUGGAGAGCAAGAUGAAGGACCUCGACGAGUGCUCCGUGGCCGAGACGAAGGAGGCGCGGCUGCGCUGCAAGUGGCUGUCUUAUGAGCUGCGCCAGGAGCAACCGGGCAGCUCUGGCGCGGACAUCAGCGAUCUCAUCCUGCGGAGCUUGCACUCGGAGUCGGAGGAGGCGCUGCCGUUGCCCCUGGCUUGGCAGCUCGGGUGCCAGGAUUUGGGGUGCUGCCCGCUGGACCCGGAGCAAGCCAAGAUGCUGGCCAGCGAGGCCCAGCAGUCCUUGGCCAUGGAGAAACAAGUGGCCAGCCGCAGGUCGGAGUCUCAGGCAGAUGUGGCGAGCACUCGGCAGCAGGGCCUCGCGGAGAAGGUGCUGAGCGAUCCCUCCUCGAGGAGGAAGAUGGAGACCAUGCUGAGAAUGCACGUAUCACAGUACAAGCACGCGAAGCCGACCGCCAGCAUUUAUCUACGGCCACCUUUCACAGCGCCCUUCAAUCCCAGAGAGAUGGAGCGGGUGCCGACCUCGGACGACAACUGCAGCUACAGCUUCCGGAAGGGCCGCUGCGAGCCCCGGGGCGCAUGCGCCUACAAAUUUCGCCUCGGGGAUCUCACGCUGGACCAGAGCUGCCGGCUCCGGGUCAAGACCCUGAAGCCCACCAGUGACGGGGAGUGCUUGUGGGACUUCAAAGAGGCGCGGUGUCGGCACCCCAUGUACUGCUCCCGGCAGUGCAAGCUUUUGAAGGACCUCACCCUGGACCAGUGCUGCAAAUUGAGGCCUGUAGACGACAUGACGACUAAACGGCGGGAGUCGCCCUCAGGUACAGAAGAGGAGGACGACGACAUUGGCUUGGUGGCCGACGAGGAUGCGCUGGACAUCGAUACGAUCCUUGAUGACUUUGAUGGCAUCGAUUGGGAGGGCGAGGAGGAUCCAGAGGGGACGCAGGCUCUCAGUGAUGACGAGGAGACCUCAGAAAGCAACGCGGGUGAAGAGGACGUGGCGGAGGGCAACUGCCAGAGCAGCAGUGACAGGGCCGUGAUGCUGAGACCGGACACCAAGGCCAAGUUGGAAAAGAUCGGGCGCAAGAGCUACAGCGUCAUUUACGGGCUAGACCGUGAGGGGUCCCACAAGAAGCACAUGGAGUACGGUUACUCCGAGCUGUGCGCGAGCUGCAUGGUGGACGUCUCGGAUUGCGGGCUCAAGAACUGCUUCAAGCUGCUCGCCACCAGGGGCCCAGACCACACGAGCUCCAUUGACUGCAUGGAGGAGAACUGCAACCCCGCACUGCGGAGCUGCUCCGGGCUCACGGCGGCAGAGUUGCCGCCGGCGCGCUGA